AUGUUUUCUAAUUGUGUAAAAAGGAACCUACCAAUUUCUUGUGGCUUGCAGAAAUCUACAAAAUCUAUGAGCAAGGAUGAAGUUGCAUGUCUCAUAGAGAUAAUAGAAGGCAGUCCUAUAAUUACGAGCAAGGAAACCAACGCCACUACCAACAGACUCAAAGAAGAAGCAUGGGUGGCCCUUACUGCUGCCUACAAUGCCAAGUGUGGCUCCUUCCCCAAGCAGAAGGAACAGCUCAAAUUAAAAUGGGACAAUUUGAAAAAGGUGGCCCGAAAGAGAGCACAAAAAGUACGAAUGAAUAGUCUAAAGACUGGUGGUGGAAAACCUGACUUCAUCCCACCAGAUGAAUUGUUAGAAAAAGUGACAUCUCUUUUGGGGUCGACCUGCACUGGGUUCGAUGUCCCUUUUGGUGGUGACGGAUUAGGCGUUGGUAUGGUGCUGGAAUUGAAGUCGGUGGGCUUGAACUUCAGAACCAGUCGGAUCAUUGUGAACCUGAAACUCAAGGGAAUGUGGUUCUGUGUCCAAGUCCAAAAAGAGACAGUAAAAGAAAAGCACCAUGUGAGGUGCAAUUAGAAGACCAAAUAUCAUAUACACCAAAAAAAAUUUUCGGAAUGCAGAGCAUGUCUAAAUGCUUGCAAACCAAAGGUACCUAUAUAUUAAGUAAAAAUUAUAAUAAUAAUAAUAAAUAGUUAUUCCAGUACUGAGACAAUUCAACAUUUCUCUUCAUGUGUUCUUAUCUAAAUUACUUUUUCAAUUCCAGCAAAGAAGAAAAAAGACGCAAGAGAUGAUGGGCGCCUUGAACUAAAUCUUGCUAUGGCCAAAUAUUAUGAGAAGAAGGCUGAAAAAUUAGAUUUAGAAAUUCAGCUGUUAAAGAAAGAAAUUUCAGACAAAGAACAAUAGUGCUUAAAAAGUACUUAGAACUAGCAGCUGAAAUUCUAAAUUUAAUUUUUUAGCCUUAUUUUAAUAUUAACCAUAUCCAUUUUUUAUAUUAACUAGUUUUUUUACCCUUUAGUGCCAUGUUAUUAGGAAUUAGAAUAAGUUUGACUAAUUUUUUUUUUUUAAUUGUUAAAAUAAGCCAAAGCUGAUACAAAUUGUAUUUUCAA
Molecule: messenger RNA, 1103 nt
Organism: Bombyx mori (domestic silkworm)
Lineage: Eukaryota; Metazoa; Arthropoda; Insecta; Lepidoptera; Bombycidae
Exons: 3
Coding region: 1-573 (190 amino acids)
Cellular component (GO): nucleus
Source: RefSeq, a predicted model, not a curated record